Messenger RNA from Micropterus salmoides (largemouth bass), 1668 nucleotides. RefSeq names its product CCN family member 1-like. Gene Ontology annotation, cellular component: extracellular matrix. Lineage: Eukaryota; Metazoa; Chordata; Actinopteri; Centrarchiformes; Centrarchidae. The coding region runs from base 465 to 1208 and encodes 247 amino acids. Gene Ontology annotation, biological process: cell adhesion; signal transduction. The transcript has 3 exons. Gene Ontology annotation, molecular function: integrin binding; heparin binding. The record is from RefSeq and is a predicted model, not a curated record.
UCAGUAACGAGUAACGCAGCGUUAGUAACUGUAAUAAUAUUACUGUUUUUAAAAAGUAAUUAGUUACACAACUUAGUUACUGGGAAAAGUAAUAUUAUUACAGUAACGCGUUACUGCCCAACACUGUCUAGGAUACAAGUAACUUAUGAUCGCUACAUCUCACAGCGGCCCCUCCCUUCCCAUGACUUCCAGUUAUAAGAAUCUCAAUUGCAAACAUUAUGUUGAUCUGACGUUACCAAUGAUUAAUAACAGUAAACCUGAUCCGAAAUUGUAUUUGGGUUACAGUGAACUGUUUUACUGGUUAGCUAGCUGUAGCUGUUACUUGUUUUGUUUCACAGAACUCAUCCCAUGCUUGGCACAGCAUUAAUGUAGCAAGCCAAAUCUUUUUCACCGACAAAACAUUCCAUCGUCUCCAAGUCAUCCUCCCUUUGCUGUGAUCAGGUCGGAAUGAGCUGGGCUGUGAGAUGAAUGGCAGGAGGCUGGAGGAGGGACAGAUAUUUCAACCUUCCUGUGCCAAGCUCUGCCACUGUCUGGGAGGAGGGGUGACCUGCGUGCCCCUGUGCAGUGAUGAUCUGAAGAGGCCCACUGAUAAGUGCCUCAAACCUCGGCUGGUGAGACUACCAGGGCGCUGCUGCAAAGAGUGGGUGUGUGACAGCGUGGACAACAACAUUUCCUCAAAUCCAUCCGCAGAGCAGACACGUCAGGACUACAGGGGUGGGCUGUUCGGCCCGACGUUUGGCUCGAUCUCCAACUGUAUCGAGUGGACCUCAGAUUGGAGCCCAUGCUCCCACAGCUGUGGCCCAGGUGUCUCCACGCGCACCACAACCAGAAACUGGGCUUGUCGCCUGCAGACUGAGACCAGACUGUGCCAUGUCAGGACAUGCCCAUCAAUGCUGCCGGGGCUCCGAAUGCUGCAGACGGGUUCGGGGGUGUGCGAGAGCAGCCACAUUUCACCUGUGUCCAUUAAGCUUGAACACCAGGGCUGCUGGAGCACCAGAGCCUACCGUCCCAGGUUCUGUGCCUUGACGUGUCUAGAGGGACGCUGCUGCAGCCCAUCCCACACAAGGACUGUGCGGAUGGUUUUCCGCUGCCCUCAAGGCAGGCUAACCCAGCAGCAGGUGAUGAUGAUCGAGUCUUGCUCCUGCAGCAUCUCCACCUGCCGGCAGUCCCCAGCCACAGCUGACCAAAGUUUCCUGUCCUGGCUGUGAGGUGCUUAUGCAUCCAGAUACAAGAAGAUGGGCAGGUCCCGUCAUGAGGAAACUACAGGAUGAAAAUGAUCAAACAUGAUAAUGUGGCUGUGCAGGAAGUGAAGCCAGUGUUUCAUAAUUUUGGAAAGAUUACAAUCAGGAUGUGAAACUUGCCAUUUGACACGAGCUGUUGAGAAUAUGUACAGAGUAAUGUAAAUGUGCACUCAGAUUUGAAAGUAUGUACUAAGAUUUAUGCAGUAAUCUGUAUCCAGAUUUAAAAACAAAAAGGUAACCUCAUUCACAUUUUACCUCAUAUUAUUUAAUUUCCAUGCUCCUACAAAUUCUUAUAUCACCAUAUUUUUCCGAUUUGAAUCCUGUCCACUCUUUGGCAAAGAUUUGUACUGAGAUUAAAUACACUGAACAAAAUUAUAAACGCAACACUUUUGUUUUUGCCCCCAUUCAUCAUGAGCUGAACUCAAAG